This is a messenger RNA of Phaeodactylum tricornutum CCAP 1055/1, 804 nucleotides long. RefSeq lists its product with no specific name. NCBI's taxonomy places the organism in Eukaryota, Bacillariophyta, Bacillariophyceae, Surirellales, Neidiaceae. Bases 1 to 804 code for a protein of 267 amino acids. The record is from RefSeq and is a predicted model, not a curated record. Gene Ontology annotation, molecular function: oxidoreductase activity. The transcript has a single exon.
AUGACCAAUUCUGACAAUCAUGCGGAUAUCAUAGAAGCUUGUGAGGGGGGUGUUUGUCGUCCGCGCGGAGUUGCAGACAAUGCACGUGCUUCCACUGCAAUCCCUACAGAAAGGGCAGAAAGUACGGAUAACAAACUGUCCAUUAAGAUCGACAUAAUUAGUGAUACGAUGUGUCCUUGGUGUUUUGUGGGAAAGCGAAAUCUCGAAACUGCACUACGCAUGGUACCCGAGAUCUCAGCAGAGGUCAAUUGGCUCCCCUUUUUCUUGGACAAAAAUCUUCCAGAAGAAGGCAAGCUCGUCAAGGAUUAUUACAUACAAAACUACGGGGACCCAAACGCCGGAGAAAGAAUGAUGCCCCAUUUGAUACAGGCUGGUAAAAAGAGCGGGAUCGAAUUUGGCUCUGCUUUUGUCGAAGCAGAACGCUUGUUCCCUACGAUUCGAUCUCACCGCCUCAUCGAAUAUGCAAAACGACAAGGAAAGCAGAAUCAAAUGGUGGAAGAGCUUUUUCACAUAUACUAUGAAGAAGGGAAACGUUUAAAUUCAGUUUCCGACCUCGAAAAUGCUGCUAAUGCGGUGGGGCUCAACGGGGAUGUCAGAGCUUAUUUACUCAGUGACCAGGAUGAAAAAGAGGUAUUUGAGACAGCAGCCAAAAUUAAAAAGGAUGCCAGUGGUGUUCCGACGUUUUUGUUCUCGCGCUCUGACCUUCCUGAAAUGAAACCAGUGUCCUUUAGCGGAGGACAGCCCCCGACAUCAUUUCUGGCGAUUUUUAAGCAUCUGUCUACAGCUUCGGAUGACCAUAGCUAA